Ectocarpus sp. CCAP 1310/34 is the source of this 1495-nucleotide messenger RNA. The record is from the annotation of a GenBank genome assembly. NCBI's taxonomy places the organism in Eukaryota, Phaeophyceae, Ectocarpales, Ectocarpaceae.
UGUGUCUUAUCAGGCCAAAAAAAUACGUACUUAGUAUUUGGUUACGAAACCGCAUUUUCUUGAAAUAUAUGGAGGCGUUCCUCUACGUUUCCGUAAAAAGAGCGAAGCGUAUUUUUUCUGGGCUUGCUCCUUUUACGUUUCGGUGAAAAAUUUCCCGCUUUUGUGCGACCACCAGAGCAGACACCAGUCACGCGUGCUGUCUUCAUCACACCACACGUAGACAGCACCAACAACACCCCAAAGUGCUUCCCAAGGCAACUCCACUACCAUGCCUGAGCGUGGGAAGCGUCAAGAUCCCAGGGGGAUCGCAGCGCAACGCCGGGAGAAGCGCCGUCGGCGAGCUAUCGACGAGGAGGAUGUAGCCCAUGACAAGAGAUUCACAGUCUUGGGUCUUGUGAGGGCCGUAGUAGUGGCGGCGGGCGUCGUGGCAGCAGGAGAGGCUCAUCGUGCCCACUGCCCUCAGNAGCUGUUGCUCAAGCUGUAUGUUCUCGGCAUCGCCGAGAUGCAGCCGCCCACGGCAGCACUGCGGUCGCCAACCAACGGCGCCAUAGCUGUGGAAGUCCGCGUUGCCGCGGCGUUGAGGAUCCUGGCUGGCGGCAGUUACUGGGAUGUUGCCCUCAUGUUUGGCUUGUCGAGGGCGGUCACGUUCGACAUCUUGUGGCAAGUGAUCGAUGCCAUCAACGAGACGCCUGCGAUUGGAGCAUUUGACUUCCCCCUGACCGAGGAAGGCUGCAUGCGAAACUCCAACAGAUUCAAGGAGAAGAGCACCGAUGGCAUUUUCUCCUGGGUCGUCGCCGCCGUGGAUGGUCUGUUCAUCAAGGCCAAGGCUCCGUAUGCGAAAGACACCGCCAACGUCCUCGCGUACUACUCUGGCAGCAAGUCCGCGUACGGCAUCAACGUACAAGCGAUGUGCACCGCCGACUACCGGUUUUGCGCGAUGUCGGCGAUCUCACCAGGCUCUACGAACGACUGGGUAGCAUGGAAUCGAUCUUCCCUCGCCAAGGCCGUCGCCCGCUUGCCCACCGGAUUUCACAUCAUUGGUGACGCCGCCUACCCCAUCGGAGAAAAGCUUCUGACUCCGUACCCUGGGAGGCUCCUGCCGGCGGGUGAGGACUCGUUCAACUUCCACCUGAGCCAGCUUCGUGUCAAGAUCGAGCAGAGCUUCGGCAUCCUGGUUUCGACUUGGGGCAUUCUGUGGAUACCUCUCCGCGUGCAGUUUGGAGGACGCGCGGAUCUCAUCACGGCUCUUUUCCAUCUGCACAACUUCCUGCAAGACGAGAAGGUAUCGCCGAUCCAGGUUGCAGAGGAGGACUCGCGCAGCGGACGCAACCGGCCGGCCCUCUGUGCUACGCAGCGCACCUUGCCGGAUGGCUGGCAAACGGAGCAGCCGGCUCCUUCGAGGAGCGGUGAGACCCCGGCCCGAGCGGCUAUCCGCACGGCCCUGGAGUUGAAGAAGCAGUGGAGGCCGGACUACAACCGCCGGAGGAAUUCGUAA